Molecule: messenger RNA, 1284 nt
Organism: Striga asiatica
Lineage: Eukaryota; Viridiplantae; Streptophyta; Magnoliopsida; Lamiales; Orobanchaceae
Source: the annotation of a GenBank genome assembly
AUGAGAAACAUUGUUUUUCAAGAGCCGGAGAUUUACGAGAACUAUGAUCCAGUGAGACGCCUCGGUAAAAUGUGGGAUUCAAUUCGGGUUCCAAUAAUCGUCCCCCUUUUGCGCUUUGCGGUUUAUCUAUGUCUGGGUAUGUCCAUCAUGCUUUUCCUUGAAAGGGUAUACAUGGCAAUUGUGAUUGUCUUUGUCAGAAUUCUAAGGAAGAAGAAGUACACCAAGUACCAGCUAGACGCCAUAAAGGAAGAUCUCGAGAUCAACAGGAACUACCCCAUGGUGUUAGUUCAGAUCCCUAUGUUUAACGAGAAGGAGGUUUAUAAGCUAUCCAUUGGAGCAGUAUGUAGCCUAUCAUGGCCAUCGGAUCGGCUCAUCGUGCAGGUUCUUGAUGACUCAACCAAUGAAGAACUAAGGCGCUUGGUGGAAUUGGAAUGCCGCAAAUGGAUAGCGAAAGGAGUUAAUGUCAAGUAUGAAACAAGAAACAACAGGAAUGGGUACAAGGCCGGUGCCCUUAAAGAAGGCCUAAGGAAGGAUUAUGUCGAGGAUUGCGAAUUUGUUGUAAUAUUUGAUGCUGAUUUUCAGCCAGAUGGUGAUUUCCUGUGGAGGACUAUCCCUUACCUACUCGAGAACCCAGAGUUGGCCUUGGUUCAGGCUAGGUGGAAAUUUGUGAAUGCCGAUGAAUGUUUGAUGACUCGACUCCAAGAGAUGUCUCUUCACUAUCACUUUGGUGUCGAGCAGGAAGUUGGCUCCUCGACGUGCUCAUUCUUUGGCUUCAAUGGAACUGCUGGUGUUUGGCGUAUCAAAGCACUGCAUGACGCUGGCGGCUGGAAAGACAGGACAACAGUGGAGGACAUGGACCUGGCAGUUAGAGCAAGCCUCAAGGGCUGGAAAUUCCUUUUUGUUGGUGACCUAGAGGUGAAAAAUGAACUACCAAGCACAUUCAAAGCAUACCGGUACCAACAGCACCGCUGGUCAUGCGGGCCUGCUAACCUCUUCAGAAAAAUGUUUAAAGAAAUUAUCAUGUCGUGUGUCGCUAUGGAAGAAAUGGCAUCAACAAUCUUGGUCCCAGAAGUCCAUCUUCCAAGACCAUUAGCUAUAUAUCUUCCCGCAUGCAUCACCAUUCUCAAUGCGCUCUCGGUUAUAAGGCACGAAGAUCCAGCUGAGAAAAUUAAAUUCGUUAGUUUUCAAUUUCAUGUAAAAUUGUGCUAUGAAACUGAUUGGGAGUGUUUGCACCUACUUUGUCCACAGGUCUACGCAUCUGCUCGUCUUCUGGAUACUGUUUGA